AUGGGUGGAGUAUGUGUUUCGGGAUCAAGAUUGGCGCCGCACCAAGCAACCGGGUUGUCUAAGUCCCAGUACUACAGGCACCCUCUAGUGACAAAAAUUGGACAAAAAGAUGUGUUCAAGAACCCCAACUUCCUUAGGAGGGCACCCAAAUCAUACAGGAUGGCCAGCACUCAAGCCUCUGUGUUCGGUCUGAAAGAUCCAAGUUUGAUUAAAUUUCAGGCGUUUAUCGAUGGGAAAUGGUUGGACGCAAAGUCCGGCGACAAGAUUGUCGUUACGAACCCCGCUACCAAUGAGGAACUUGGAACGAUCCCCGAUAUGGGCCUAUCGGAAACAAAAGAAGCUAUCGACGCCGCAGCCAAGGCAUUUACAACGUGGAGCAAGACCACCGCGAAGUAUCGACACGACGUACUCCUCAAAUUCCAUGCUCUCAUGCAGGAGCACCACGAUGAUCUGGGCCGACUCAUAACAUUAGAAAAUGGGAAGCCUCUUGUGGAAGGAAAGCUUACAUGGACGAGGGCGAAAAUGCUUAUAGUGCUUCCUUUUUGGAGUGUUCAAGAACUUGGUUCUCAGACGGCCAACAUAUUAAACUUCGCAGCCGAGGAAGCUGUCAGGACAUAUGGAGAACAUAUCCCUUCUGCUCUGCCAAACACUCGGAACAUUGUCGUCAAGCAACCGAUAGGUGUCGUGUCGAUUUUGACUCCCUGGAAUUUCCCGUCUGCCAUGAUAACGCGCAAGCUCGGCGCCGCUCUUGCAGCUGGGUGCACCGCAGUUAUCAAACCGCCACCAGAGACCCCGUUCUCUUGCCUAGCCCUUGCUGAGCUAAGCAUCCGGGCCGGCAUCCCAUCUGGUGUCAUUAACAUUGUUACGACCCAAAAAAAUGUCGUCGAGGUUGGGAAGGAGAUGUGUCAAAACAAGAUUGUCAAGAAGGUCACCUUCACUGGCUCGACCCCAGUUGCGAAGUUACUCUAUGGCAUGGCGUCGUCUACCCUGAAAAAGGUUUCUAUAGAGGCAGGAGGCAAUGCACCGUUUAUUGUGUUCGACGAUGCUAACGUUGACGAAGCUGUUGAAGCUGCGAUUCUCUGCAAAUUUAGAGGAAGCGGUCAGACAUGUGUCUGUGCCAACAGAAUUUUUGUCCAAUCUGCCAUAUAUGCCGAAUUUGCGUCCCGCCUUGCCGCCAGGGUAGCUACGUUUAAAGUUGGAAAUGGCCUCGAGGAGGGAAUAACCCACGGACCGCUCAUCCACGACCGCGCCGUCGAGAAAGUCGACAGACACGUCGCAGAUGCUGUCUCCAAGGGCGCCCAAGUUCUCGUCGGCGGGAAGUCAAUCCCGAACACCUCCUUUUUCAUCCCUACAGUCCUCAGUGAUGUCCCCUUGGACGCACUCAUCAGCGAGGAAGAGACCUUCGGUCCUCUCGCUGCCCUCAUCAAAUUUGAGACAGAGGACGAAGUCAUCAGGCUCGCGAACAGCACCGACGUCGGUCUUGCGGGGUAUUUCUUUUCACGAGAUGUUGGGCGGGUAUGGCGUGUUGCGGAGAGGCUCGAGGUUGGCAUGGUCGGCGCGAACACGGGACUUCUGAGUCAGGCUGUAGUUCCAUUCGGGGGCAUCAAGGAGAGUGGUCUUGGGAGGGAGGGUGGUCAUGGAAUUGAAGAGUACAUGAACACCAAGCUGAUUGUGUUUGGUGGUUUGUGAACGGUAUGCUUGUUGGUUGCUUGUAUUUUUGGCUAGAUACUUUAUACAUGUAAAAUCCACGUCUGUCACUUUUCCC
Molecule: messenger RNA, 1765 nt
Organism: Laccaria bicolor S238N-H82
Lineage: Eukaryota; Fungi; Basidiomycota; Agaricomycetes; Agaricales; Hydnangiaceae
Exons: 17
Coding region: 1-1689 (562 amino acids)
Molecular function (GO): succinate-semialdehyde dehydrogenase (NAD+) activity
Source: RefSeq, a predicted model, not a curated record